Molecule: messenger RNA, 1914 nt
Organism: Cavenderia fasciculata
Lineage: Eukaryota; Evosea; Eumycetozoa; Acytosteliales; Cavenderiaceae
Exons: 2
Coding region: 1-1914 (637 amino acids)
Source: RefSeq, a predicted model, not a curated record
AUGAAUAAUAGUAGAAAUAAAGUAAAGAGUGUAAUAAAGAAGAACUUUUACAAGUUUACAGGUAUAUUGGGAUUCAAGAGUAGAAAUACAAAGGAUCAGAAUCAAGAUGAACCAAAUGUAGAUGUAUUAUCUCUACCUCGUACAAAUAUAGACAAUGAAAUCAUAUCAUUGGAAAGAGAUGAAUUUGAUAAACGUUUAAAUGAUUUUAAAUCUUAUCUAUUUAAUCAUUAUAGUAGUAAUAAUAGUAAUAGUAAUAAUAAUAGUAAUAACAAUAAUAAUAAUAUAACAUUACCAAAUGAUUUAAUACAUUCAAUAUUUAUAUCAAUAUUAUCAAAUACAAACAUGUUGAUUGAUACUUCUUUAAUUAAUAAUAGUAAUAGUAAACAACAACAACAACAAUCAAAUUGUGAAUUACUUUCAAAUAUAAUACCAUUAAUGUGUGGAUUAACAUGUUCAUAUAUUACAUGUACAAGAACUACAACACCAGAAGAUUUGGUUCAGAAAUUGUUUGAUGUAAACAUUAAUGUAACAUCUGGUGGUGCAAAUACAUCAUCUUCAUCAUUGGAUGCUACUGCUAGUAGUAGUAAUAAUACAAGUUCAAAUAAUAGUCCAAUCAACCGAUUAAAUAAUGAAUCAAUGCAACUUCCAUCUUCAUCUUCUACUACUACUACCACUACGACUAACAAGAGAAUGGUAGAUAUAUUAUUGGUAGAUGAUUUGGAUCUUGCACCAUUACCUACAAGAUAUACAUUGUUUCAAAUGAUGUCUUAUAGAAAGGUUGCCUACAAGGGUCGUACAUUGGACACUCCAGAAUAUUUUAGUGUCAUUGCAACUGUAUCAUCAUUUAGUAAUGAAUUUAAUCAAGAUUCAACCCAAAGUGCAGAUCAUCAUCAACAACAACAACAACAAGUUAUUUAUCAAAGACAAAGUAGAUCAAUGUCUAUGAUUAACAUGUCAACCAAAGAUAGAAAUCAUCAUCAUCAUCAUAUAGAACCAAUUUCACCACUUAUAUUGGAUAAUUUCUUUUUAAAUUAUCGAUUAUACGAACCUUUAAAUGUACCAAUGUUGACCAAACCUUUACAUGACCCACUCUUGUCUCCACAACCACAACAACAAAUAUUGACAGCUCGUCGUAUACACAGACUUAGACGUCAACUACAAUCAGACUGUAUAUACAUUACCAAUGAUAUGGAACAAUAUAUACGUACUAUUAUUGUUAAUCUAAGAAACCAUCCACUCGUCACAUAUGGCCCAUCUCCAAGAGCCACUCCAACACUUACACUUGCCUCUAAAGCAUGUUCACUACUUUCAGGUCAAUCUUUUGUCACUCCAACACAUGUAAUAUCAGUUGCAACACUUGUACUAAACCACCGAAUCUUUUUAUCAAAUCCUUUUCCUCUUGAUGAUAAACAACAAUAUCGUCAUCAACAACAUUCAAAUAACCAUCCACUGUAUGAACAAAUUAAAUCAAUGUCUACAGUUUCAACAGGUCAAUUAUUAUUACCUAAACAACAUUUAACAAGACAUUCUUUAAAUACAACUAUGGAUUAUAUAGUUGAUAAAUCCAUGGAUAAUAUAUCACCACCAUCAACAUCACCAAGAGAAAAGACAUCAACAUCAAUACCAUUAGAUCUUCCAUCAGGAGUUAUAAAAUCAAUUAGUAAUAAUAUAUUAUCACAAGCAACUCAUCUUCCACCACCUCCCAUUUCAAUUAUAGAUACUGAUCAUCUUGUUCCAAGAGAUAAUAAUCAACAACAAGUUAGAAUGAUGUCACCAAUUACAAUUCAAACCGAUGAUGAUAAUGCAAGUAGUUUUCAUGGUAGUGAACUUGGAAUAACAAUUGAUAAUACCAUGGUUGUAGAUUCUUUUAGUGUAAUUAGAAUCAUGUUGGAUAAUUUAUCUCCUCCCAUCUAA